This is a messenger RNA of Sinocyclocheilus rhinocerous, 2830 nucleotides long. RefSeq names its product p21 protein (Cdc42/Rac)-activated kinase 1 (gene pak1). Gene Ontology annotation, molecular function: protein serine/threonine kinase activity; ATP binding. The record is from RefSeq and is a predicted model, not a curated record. Lineage: Eukaryota; Metazoa; Chordata; Actinopteri; Cypriniformes; Cyprinidae. Bases 244 to 1806 code for a protein of 520 amino acids. Gene Ontology annotation, biological process: protein phosphorylation. The transcript has 15 exons.
CGUCUCGUGAGCGCAGCGCUGCGUGGGGAACUAAUGACCACUGGGCUCGCCCGUGGGCGGCGCUUCACGCAGCAGGUUUGUGUGUGUCUCUACAGCAGCAGUGAGACAGACAGACGGACCGGAGAAGACUGGAGCAAAUGAGCGCGGAGAGACGCUGAAUGCGUGACAGAGACAGGGAGAGUCUGCUCGGGGAAAUCACAUUCGCGUCUUUGGACAGAGAUUUAGCCACGCCCACAGCUGAAGAUGUCAGACAAUGGGGAAGUAGAAGACAAGCCGCCAGCUCCGCCCAUGAGAAACACCAGCACCAUGAUUGGCUCGUCCGGUAAAGACUCAGGCCCGUUGAAUCACGGCUCCAAACCCCUGCCGCCCAACCCGGAGGACAAGAGGAGAAAAGAAGGCUUCAUCCGAUCCAUACUCACCGGAGGAGGAGACAAGACCAAUAAGAAGAAAGAGCGUCCGGAGAUCUCUCUGCCGUCGGACUUUGAGCACACCAUCCAUGUUGGCUUUGACGCCGUCACUGGAGAGUUCACUGGCAUGCCUGAGCAGUGGGCACGGUUGCUCCAGACGUCCAACAUCACCAAACGCGAGCAGAAGAAGAAUCCUCAGGCCGUUCUGGAUGUGCUUAAAUUCUACGACUCUAAAGAAACAAACAACAGCCAGAAAUACAUGAGCUUUACAGAUAAAGGUGCGGAUAGCUACAGCUCUUCCAACGCAGUGAACUCCAGGACCGUUUCCGAGACCCCUGCCGUGGCCACCGUUUCUGAGGAUGAUGAUGAGGAUGAAGCCACGCCUCCACCCAUCGUCGCACCCCGUCCCGAACACACCAAAUCUAUUAAGAAGCGAGGCUCCUCUGCCUCCUCCCCCCAUCUGUGUCUCUUCAGUUUUCAUUUUUUGUGGCGUUUUGUUUUUCUUGAAAUAACAUGUGACCUCCACUCCACAGGAAGUAUAGUCAGCGUGGGCGACCCGAAGAAGAAGUACACGCGAUUUGAGAAGAUUGGCCAGGGGGCGUCUGGAACGGUCUACACAGCCAUAGACAUCGCCACGGGACAAGAGGUGGCCAUCAAACAGAUGAACCUACAGCAGCAGCCCAAGAAAGAGCUGAUCAUCAACGAGAUCUUAGUCAUGAGGGAAAACAAGAACCCCAACAUCGUCAAUUACCUGGACAGUUACCUGGUGGGAGACGAGCUGUGGGUGGUGAUGGAGUAUCUGGCCGGAGGCUCCCUGACGGACGUGGUGACGGAGACGUGUAUGGAUGAAGCGCAGAUCGCCGCCGUCUGUCGGGAAUGUCUCCAAGCGCUGGAGUUUCUGCACUCGAGUCAGGUCAUUCACAGAGACAUCAAGAGCGACAACAUUCUCCUGGGCAUGGACGGCUCCGUCAAACUCACUGAUUUCGGCUUCUGCGCUCAGAUCACUCCUGAACAGAGCAAGCGAAGCACCAUGGUUGGGACGCCCUACUGGAUGGCCCCGGAGGUGGUGACCCGCAAGGCGUACGGCCCCAAAGUGGACAUCUGGUCCCUGGGCAUCAUGGCUAUCGAGAUGAUCGAGGGCGAACCGCCGUACCUCAACGAAAACCCUCUGAGGGCUCUGUAUCUCAUCGCCACCAAUGGAACGCCGGAGCUGCAGAACCCAGAGAAACUCUCAUCCGUGUUCCGGGAUUUCUUAAACCGCUGUCUGGAAAUGGACGUGGAGAAGAGAGGUUCUGCCAAGGAGCUCUUACAGCACCAGUUCCUGAAAGCGGCCAAGCCUCUGUCCAGCCUCACGCCGCUGAUCAUAGCAGCCAAAGAGGCGGCCAAAAACAACCGCUAGCCUCUACGGGACGACUCCCGGCCCCACCUGUCCUCCGCCCCGACCCCCAGAGCUCCCCGUCAGCCGUCUCUCUCUCUCUCGCCCCGCGCAGGAGCUCUCAUGCCGAGGGUUCAUCCGCCCCUCGCCCUCUACUGCUGAUGUUUUAGGGUCCGAGGGGCGUCUGCGCUCACUGCUGUGGUCACCGAAAAAGAUGACUCUGAAUGAUGACAUCACUGGAAACAAAGGGCCACGGUGCGUCAGGCCCAAAGCAUUAUGGGGGAUUUCCCCCGGCUGACUCUCUCUGGGUCUCACUGUCAGUUUUUCUGUUGCUUUUUUUUUUUGUCGUUUACUUUUGUGUUCAGAUCAUGGGAACAUGAUUGAUGUUUUCAUGUGUGUAUUUGUUGGGGUUUUCGUUCAUUUUAUAAUGUUUUCUGUGUGUGUGUGUGUGAGCGAGUGUGUGUGCGUUCGCCGGGUCAUAGAUUAGCUGAGAUUGCGACAGAAAGAUCUCGUCUGAUGUACGUUUUUUUGAUAUUGCAACAGACUAUUGAUUAAGGUACUAUGAAGGAUGCUUGUGCAUGAAGAGACUGCAUUUCUGAUGAUGAAACUAUCACCUGAGGUCCAUUCUGUCCCAUAAUUCCUCCACAUGUCGGAAACCCAACAAAACAUGACUGCAUUACGAUGUUUUGUGUUUGCCAUAAACAUUAAUAGAAUUGAAAUGUUCUGAUAUUACGUUCACGUACCCUUGGGCCUUAAACUGUGACGUGAAUAGUAGGACGUAUGAAGACGGCACAACACACGAAGAUGCAAUCUGUCACCAUUCGGAUUCUUUCAGUGGACUGAUGGGAUUUAUUUAGAAGAGAAUCUUUCCUGUAAGCAAUCAGUGUGUUUCUGCGAACCAUAAACUCUUUAUAAGGCCUUUUGAUGAAUUGAAAUUCUUAAUUGAAAUGGGACGAAUAAACUUCAGAAUGAAUUACAGUGUCCAGGUGAUCUUUUCGUAAAUGCGGUGUUGCUAAAUGUGUCCCAAAAUGCAAUGCUCUCAACUUGA